AUGUAUUGGCCCAUCGGCGCGCCGAAUGUCUACGCUCUAUGGAAGCAUGCGAUUCCAGCGUCGCAACUGACGCAUUCGGAUGAUGGUCUGAAUGGUCAAGAUAAGGAGAAGGACGAUAAUGCAACACCGAACAACGCUGUCGCAUCAGGUGCAGCCUCCAAUGGCGUACACAGCCCACAAAAUGGACAAGCCUCACAGAGCAAAGAGAACCCUGAAUUCGCAGAGCAUGAAAUACUUGAUGUCAAAGUAUCCAGGGGAGGCAGCAUAUUCGUCACCAUGACCCGCUCCGCUUUGAUGGUAUGGCAGACGAAGCCCACAAUAGCAUUGGCAGGCGUUGUCCGCUCCGUGCAGUCACUGAAUGCUUACGGGCCGAAUACUGCAUUGCUUCUGAGACCUGAUGCCUUGAUCAUCGUUGUACAGACGACGCUCGGCUACCUCAUCACGUACUCGUUGGCAACGGACCCAAAUGCUCGGGUGUUCCAAACAGUGCUUCCAGAGUCCAGCAGGCAUCUGCGACGACCAAGCGCCGAGGGUUACAAUAACCUUAGGCGACAAUCAGUCAAUCCCUCGGGCAGCAGUGCGGGUGAGGGCGACGGCAUCCGAGAAAUCAAUGUACGCUUCCGCAUGGUCAUUCGAAUAGACGCUGGUAUCAGCAGGGCCCUCGCUCUAGAUGACGAGUUGGUCGUCGCAACUCAGAAGCCAUCAGCAUUGCAAUGUAUUAGAUGGGUCGCUGAGAGUGGCUCUUCACAAACCAGCACUGAACUCGUUGGUCGCAUGUCAUGGAUCGGACGCAAGGUCUCGAUUGUCGAAAUGGUGCACGACCGACCGAUGAAUCUCACCACCUGGAUAACAAGCGAUGGACGAGCCUAUGCAGUACAGCGACGCGUUGGUGCAAAUUUAGAUCCUGACAAUCCGAAGAGUCUUUUCCAGGGCUUUUGUUUCCGUGAGCCCGAGACUGACGACGCUGCUUCUACCAAGAUCGCGAUCAAUGCACGGUUUUCCCUCAUUUCUGUGGGAUGUGCCAAUGGCCAAGUAGACGUCUACAUUGUCAAGGACUACACCGGAAACAUCCCGUUUUCCCACAAACUACGACUGCAAGUUGGACCUACGACGACGGGGCACCUGUCAUUUCUUGCGUACUCGCCGGACGGCUACUGCCUCUUAGCAGGAUAUGAGAAAGGGUGGGCAAUAUGGACUGUUUAUGGCAAGAUCUGUGCCACUUCUUUUGGCACCGACCGCUCGCAAGCACUGGCUAACGAUGAGCCUUGGAUUGAGGGCAUCAAGAACGCAUUCUGGGUUGGAGGAGGAAGCGAACUGGCGUUACUUCCAGUUGCUGACAACCGUCUUUGGUUCCUCGACAUGGCCAGGAAUGCUGCGACUGGAUGCUUCUCGCCCUCGAAUCUGUCUCGCGGCCUGCUGCAUUCCAGUCGCGAUGUGAUUUUGUACAGAGGUCACGAAAUAGCGGAUGUCACGUCGUUACCUUCCGACAUGUCCCUUUGGCAAACCAUUCAGGUUCCCACGCUGUACUUGGUACAUCAAUGGCCAAUCAAGAUGGCGGUCGUAUCCCCAGAUGGCAAAUACAUCGCAGUCGCAGGCCGCCGAGGACUUGCACACUACAGUGUCACAAGUGGUCGAUGGAAGACAUUCGAUGAUUUACAAGCUGAGCAAGAGUUUGUAGUUCGCGGUGGCAUGUGCUGGUAUCAACAUGUCUUGAUCGCCGCUGUGGAGGCCAAUGGCCGCUUCGAGGUCAGGCUUUACUCUCGCGAGAAAGCACUUGAGUAUUCACACAUCCAGCACGUUGAGCAACUCUCGGCGCCAGCAAUAUCGACGAAUAUAUCUGGAACGGACUCACUUCUCGUGUACACCUACGACAACACUCUCCUGCACUACAUCAUAGUAAUGACGGGCUCCUCUGCCAAACUCGUCCAGGUCGGACAGAUUGGCUUCCAUGGCAUCAUUCGUGCUCCCCAGCGUGUGCGAUCCAUCAGUUGGAUCCUUCCAGAGGACCAACUAGAACACGGCGACCCUGCGCAGGAUGUGGCAGCCGCAUCCGUUCUUUUCCUUGUGGACGGCAAGUUGGUUUUGCUCCAGCCGUCCACGAACGAGCUUGGCGAGUUGAAGUACGACAUGCGUGUCAUUGCGCAGAACGUCGAGUACUACAUGCUACUGCGAGACCAGCCGGCGACAGCGGCCUUGCUCGAAGGAGGAUCUAGCACGAUAUCAACGCCUCCGCUGAAUGGCUUGUCGCUCAAUGCUCACCUCGGCCAUAGCCUGCGGGACUCGCUCUGGUACUUUGAUGGUUCCGGACUGACCGUGUGGUCUGAUGUUCAAGACGUCCUGGCAUGCGCACCAAACGAGCUUGGCCGUGAACUGCCCCAAGCAGUCGCCGUACCUCUUGACUUCUGCCCACUAGCUGUGCUGGUAGGGAAGGGUAUCAUUUCUGGGGUUGAAGCAGAUCUAACUCAAAGACGGGACGUCAACUUCAGCUUCUUCCGGCAUACAGGGCGCACACAGCUCUUCCUUCCUCAGCUGCUGCGUUAUCAUCUGGCCGAGUUCAAUUCUCCAGCGGCUCUGCAUCUGUCGAACUCUUAUCAGGAUCUGCCUUAUUUCUCUCACGCAUUGGAGAUUCUUCUACAUGACGUGCUCGACAUGGAAGUCGACAAUCCACCAUCUCCGCCAGAAACGGCCCUGCUACCUACGGUCUUGUCUUUCUUGUCCUCCUUCAGCUCCUAUCUCGAUGUUGUCGUGAAUUGCACCAGGAAAACAGAGCUUCGAAGUUGGCAGACACUGUUUUCGUAUCUGCCUCCUGUUGCAGAGCUCUUCGAGCAGUCUCUGGCGCAAGGCAAGCUCAACACAGCUGCAGGAUACCUUCUUGUUCUACACGCAUUCGAGCAGGACUCUUUUCAGGUGCACGAAUUUGCGUUGCUGCUGCGACGCGCGGCUGGCGAGCAGGACUGGGAACUGUGCAGGGAGCUAGCCCGGUUUCUGAUGGGUAUUGAUGCAUCCGGUGAGACGUUGACAUCUGCACUCACGGAAGCCCACCUGCAGGACACCGCUCAUGGCACGUUUGGAAGUCUCCAACCAGGCGACGAUGUUGCAUCGCAGCGGUCAGUCAAAACUUACCGCCAAUGGGGUCGCUUCAGGCGCGAGAGACUACUUCUCGUUGAUGCCGCAGCGGAAAUCAUCAGUUGA
This is a messenger RNA of Zasmidium cellare ATCC 36951, 3192 nucleotides long. RefSeq lists its product as uncharacterized. The coding region runs from base 1 to 3192 and encodes 1063 amino acids. Gene Ontology annotation, biological process: intracellular protein transport; retrograde transport, endosome to Golgi. Lineage: Eukaryota; Fungi; Ascomycota; Dothideomycetes; Mycosphaerellales; Mycosphaerellaceae. The record is from RefSeq and is a predicted model, not a curated record. The transcript has 2 exons. Gene Ontology annotation, cellular component: Ric1-Rgp1 guanyl-nucleotide exchange factor complex; Golgi membrane; cytosol.